AUGCAGCUUCUGCAUCAAUACCUGAUGGCAUAUGACUUACGGAUCAAGAUCUUUAACGAAUUUCCUACGAUCGAUUCCACCUUACUUGUGGAGGCUAUAACGACGCCUGCUUCUCACUGGCCAACUAAUUAUCAGCAGCUAGAGUUCUUCGGUGACUCUAUCCUCAAGCUUGUGGUUGCUACGCAUGUGUUCUAUAAGUAUCCGCUGUGGCACGAAGGUUAUCUGUCAAAAUUCAAGGACCUGCUGGUCUCGAACGAGAGACUGACGCGGUCAGCCGUCCGUGCUCAUCUCGAAAGGUUUAUCUGCGCGGAUUUCGUCACGUGGAAACACCCCAUCUUUUCACCGAUCAUGGAUCAAACCCGGAAUAGGAGACUCCCCAGAAAAGCUUUUGCUGAUGUCGUCGAAGCCCUGACGGCAGCUGCCUACGAAUGUGGUGGGAUUUCGCUUUCCCAACAGGUUCUUGGCAUUUUUAUCCCCGAAAUUACGGAUAUCUCAAGCGCAUCUCAGAGCACGCAAAUGGACUACGAUGCGUUCUCAGCUCACUUGAAUCAGAAAAUUGAUCUGCUGCUGGCAUUCAAGUUCAAGAACCGGGCUUUGAUUUGGGAAGCACUCACGCACCCAUCAUGGCGAAGAGACAGCUCAACCGCAUCCUAUCAGCGGCUUGAAUUUCUUGGGGACGCGGUUCUUGAUUUUCUAGUCUCCAAAAAUCUCUAUAAGCGGUGUCCAAAGCUGUCCGAAGGCCGAAUGUCAGAAAUGCGAGCAGCUCUGGUAAAUGCCGACUUCUUGGCUUUCCUUUGUAUGGAACUCACCUUGCUCGAGCCAUGUUGUCACAGCCCAACUUCAAGGUCGGAGGACCUGUCUGAACAGACGACCCAACCGAAAGGCAUCUCCUUAUGGACGUUCAUGCGCCAUGACGCCCCAGACAUCAUCAAGAUUCAGGCUUCAUGCAACACGCGAUAUCAAUUACUGGGCGACAAGAUCAAAAGAAACUUGGUAAAUCAUGUCUCGUAUCCUUGGGCGAUGCUGGCUCAGUUGGGGCCAUCCAAGUUCUACUCAGAUCUUGUCGAGAGUACAAUCGGCGCAAUAUUUGUUGACAGUGGAGAUUGCUUGGAUACAUGCGAGCACUUUCUAGAAAGGAUUGGUUUGUUAGACUAUCUGGAGCGUUUCGUGGGGCAAGAGAAACACCUCGAACACCCGAUCAGCAAACUGCAUCGGAUUUCUGGAACGCAAACCCCGGAUUUUAAAUUCCAAGAGAUGGAUAAUGGGCUUCAUAGAGCUUCAGUAUGGCUGAGAAGUGAGAGGAUUGCGUCAGUCGAAAACUGCUCCACCAAGAGCCAGGCAAUUUUGAUGGCUGCAGAUGCGGCCAUUAUAUUUCUUUCUAAUGCUUAA
Molecule: messenger RNA, 1389 nt
Organism: Penicillium brasilianum
Lineage: Eukaryota; Fungi; Ascomycota; Eurotiomycetes; Eurotiales; Aspergillaceae
Source: the annotation of a GenBank genome assembly